Amoebophrya sp. A120 is the source of this 14303-nucleotide messenger RNA. The record is from the annotation of a GenBank genome assembly. NCBI's taxonomy places the organism in Eukaryota, Dinophyceae, Syndiniales, Amoebophryaceae.
GAAAUUCGAUGCAUUGAAUACCAAUCGUCGUGCUGAUAUAGACACUGUCGGUGAAGAAAAGUGAUGCUGAUAAAAAACGCUCCAUCUCUAUCCCCCCACUUUCCCACUCAGGAUCCCAUUUAACUAUGUUGUAUCUCGAUAUUUCUGAAGAUUUUGGUUUUUUCUAUUUGAUUUCCUGCGCAUAUACUUUCUACAUUUUGUUCAACACGGCGAGACUACUAAGACAACUAGAGUUGUGAAGAUGUUAUGAGUUUAUAAUUUUCAUCCCGGAGUAGAUCAAAUAAUUAGCCUUGGUGUGUCAUUUAUUUUCGCAGUCGCAGUGCCACCACCAUCACGACCAUCAACCCGAACGUAACAACCUGAACUCGCGCUCGCCAGCACCGAAAACGACCAACGGAGCAGCAUAAGAAUCUCGAUCUCUCCAAUAAUCACAGUACAACGACAGGACCUCCGCAGCUUGUACGACACUGCUCGGAGAGCAGUGCACAAGAAAUAUAAGUGGAAUCCCUGACGCGGGGAAGAAAUCACGUCCUCGUGCGGAUUCAUCACGGUGGAGUCGCAACUACAAGUUGUGGCCCUCGAUGCGUGACAACGAAGUAGAACACCUGCAACUUCCACGUCGCAAAUCCACUACGUUGUCCAUCCAACUUCGAAAAGUUUAUGAUGCGGGCUCGGAGAUGAGGAUGAAGUUGAACAUGAAGAUGAAGAACCAGUGGCAGGAACAUCAAGAACAUGUGGACCACGGUCGUGGCCUAAUUCGCGGUUCUUGGUAGACGAGAGUGAGAAGUGUACUGGGUUGUUCUGCAAACAAAACCUUUAAUUAUUCUAUCUCCUGAUAUGUUCACCAUCUCCUCCUCGUCGACCACAAGUUUAGUACACUACAAAGUAUGUCGGCCUCCUUCCCGAAACCGAAUCGCAGCAAAGGACACCCGCCUCAGGUGCACAACUUUUACCCAGGCACGGUGCUGGGUGGUGGAACAGCGCCACCACCACACGGUGCCGGGUCCACCCCAACAUCGGGGAACAACACUAUAGCUUCACCGAAAACAUCAAUAAUAUUGGGCGAAGGUGUAGUAGGUGUUGGUCCUGGUCCUGGUCAGAAGCAGAAGACGGCUGAAAAAUUAUCGAAGCAGGUCGCGAACAUCAAACAAGGUGAAAACAAGAAGAGGAACCUAGCCGCCAGUAGCACGGCGUCUUUCCCGUCUUCUGCUUUUCCCGAAGUAAAUCAAGCUCAAGCUUCUUCAUCCGAAAUAAGUAGGUCAGAGUACAACAACAUCAACUCGAACGCGAUAAUAUCCGGCAGCAACUACAACAACAGCAUCGGCCAGCAGGUGCCACCGAGCCAAUCAUCGUACGGAGCAGGAGCUAGCUCGUCUAUUGUCUAUGGCCCGCCGUCUAGUCAACAUUCUGGCGUCGGAGUAGGAGGUGGUCCAGCGGGGGCUCCACCUAUAAUUCUUGCGGGCUACGAUUCCAAUAUAAGUAGUUACGGGCGGCGGGCGGGGCAGGAACACCACAAGAGCGGCAGCAUGAACAAACGAACGGUAAACUACAAAGGAGGUACGAGUACUACGACUAGCGCAGGAGCAGGAACAACUACUACAACAUCGGGCGGCGGGUUACUGCAAAAGGCCUCAACAGGCGACUUCGGUUCUUCGUCUUCAGGAAUAAACAAAAGCGCGCCUUCUUUACCUUCUUCGUCCGCGGUGGCUGCUAGUACAACUGGAGACACUGGGUCGUCGGAAUUUAUUAUGUCAACUGGCGUAGUUGGUCCAGCUCCAGCGAACCUUCACAACUACAACGGCGCAAGCGGCCCCAGUAUGAUAUUAACGACAGCAGCACCACAGCAAGACCAAAGAUAUUACAACUACAGUGGCACGACAAACAGCGACAAGACAGCAGCCGCCAGGCAGUCGGCUGCGCAGAGCACGGGAGCCGCGAGUUGGUCUUAUCACGGAGGGGUUCAUACAGCUUAUGACGAGAAUGAGGACGCUGCUGGAGAACAAGAUCUAGAGGACAAGCAGCAAUCUGGACUUGUGUUCUACAGUACUGCGAACGAUCAGACUAGUAACACACAACUAGGGCCAUCUCUAUCAACUACAGACCAUCUGCACAACAUCUCGUCCGGGUUGGCAAAAAAUUCCUCUAGAAUAGACAACAACUUUCAGCUUGUUCACAAUUUAUCCGCCGAGCAGGAACAAACAGCGCAAGAUGAACCACAGCUGUUGAUGAUUCCCGAGCCCUCUACCGCUCCCUACUCGCAGUGGGGGGAUAAUUUCGAUCUUCUUCACGACAGGGACACGACGAAUAACAGUAGUGGGAUCUACUCAACAUCUGGACGACCAGAAGCCUUGAUGUUGUCCUCGGCCACGUCGAGCGCGGCUUUUUACCCGGCGGCGAAUCAUGUGCAGCAGCAUGUGCUGGUAAAGAAGCAAUUUCAACAUCCUGCAGCAGGAGCUGUGCCCGGAGGUGGAGUGGGAGCUGCUACUGGUACUGCUCCUGCCGGUAAUUUCGCGUACCACUACGGACCGCCGUCUUCCCCCAUGUCCAUGAAUUACACAGCGCUGCAGCAACAACGGCAUCUUCGUGCUGCAGGAACUUCUUUUACCGCUGGCAAAAAGCUGAAGCAGACGAGAUUCAACAACUAUUCCGUCGCCAGCGCCCUAUCCGCGGCCGGGGAGGGGAGUGUGAGCGAAGAAAGCCUGCUGAAUGGGGUCGCUGUGCCUUCCUCUCCCUCCGGCGAGCAGAUGAUGAUGUUGAGGGGACAGAAUAAUUACAACAAUCAUGCGCCACAGACCGCGACGAGUCCUCAGAGUGGUCCUCGUUCUACGAACAAAAGCCAAAACUCCACCAUCCCCUCGAGUCUGAGCAUAUCAAAUGCAAAAAUGUCUGGGUCUGGAAGAGCAAGAGUCCGAAAUUUCCUAUGCUGUUUUUGCAUGACACAGAAUGUCUGUCAUGGAAGCCCUAGCAUUACAGAUCUUUAGAGGCCUUCCUGAUACCUAUUCCCCAUGACAAAUGCCCUCCACGCGUAGCACAAACCGGACUCCUUUUGCUGGUCAUGCAAUACAGAACUUUUUAGAGUCCAAAGUUAGCAUCACAAGUUCCAACCUUCCAGACCCAGACAUUUUUUGCAAUGCAUAGAGCAGCGGGCAGAGCAAUCUGGCGUCGGGAGCCAGCAGUGGUGCGCCGACCUCCGGGGCAGCUGGUGCACGGGGAGGACAACAUCGUCUACACCAGAAACAAGUUUUUCCCACCAACGGCCCUGAUUUGUUCGGACUGAACAACUCGCAGCCGCAGACCGGGGGACACCAGUUUUCCGCCAAGGCGCUGCGGCAUUUUUACGACAUAUCAAGUGCAAACAUUUCUGGGUCUGGAAGAGUGGAACUUGUAAUGCUGUCUGCGGAUUCUAUGAAUAUUUGUGUUGCAGCAUGAGCAGCAAGAGGAGUCCAGUUCUUGGCCCGCGGAGCGGGCAUUUCUCAUGCGCAAUUAGCAUCAAGAAGCUCUCAAAAAAUCUGUAAUGCUAGCGCCAGCAUCACGGACCUCACGGGUCAUGCAAAAUGUGCAUGACAAGCCACGACUCUUCCAGACCCAGACAUUUUUGCAUUUGAUACGACACGUGGGGAGACAAAAUCCUGUUCAGCCAAAAUUCCGGGUACAACGAGCGGAACCAGUAUUUGCUACUGCAGACCAUGUAUGCAUUGCAAAAGUAACGUUCUUACUAGUAUAAAUUGCAAUACAAAUUCCAUCAGCAUGAGAAAUAAAAUUUGUCAUGCGGAUUCACUUUAAGAAAGAAACUUGUAAUGUAUGACUGCAAUUAGAUACUACGAAUACGAUACUUUUGCACAGGAUACCAUGUACCCGUCCAACCUUCUGAAAUCCCCGCAGUUUUCCCAGAACACGCCCUUCUCCGGGCUGGCGCAGUGGUACAUGAACGCGGAUAUGCCGGCGGCGUUCGACGGAACUAACGCGAGCUCGAUGCGGAUUACGGUGGAGCUCCUUCACCACAUGCGAUUCUCGCAGGAGCUCCUGGUCUCCAAACAGGCGGUGUAUGAGAAGUUGAACGAACUAGAGCGAUUGUCGAAGCUGCGGAACUAUGGAUUGCAAAUAUGUCUGGGUCUGGAAGAGUGCAAGUUUGUCAUGCUUGUCUGGCAUGACAGAAGAGUUUGUGAUGCGUGUCGAAGAAGAGACCCUCUUGUUGCUUGUCAUGCAAUAAAACGCAACUUGUCACACGGAAAGCGCAACACUAAGCAGCGCAAAUAUUUUUCAUGCUUGGCUGUGCAUUGCAGAGCAUUCACUAUUCACAACUCAGCAUUACAAGUUUCCAGACCCAGACAUAUUUGCAUUUGAUAGCAACUACGGGUACUGGCGCGAACCCAUCGCACUGGAGCCGUGGAUGCUCCGUGGGGUGGAUUUCGAUGUCAAAAACGCCGCCUUAAUGCCCAAGUACGACCGGGACUACACGAACAUCAAUCGAACGUCCGUCCAGCUUUUCUACAUGGUCUCCCAGAUCCUCCGCACGGAGUUUCUGAAGGUUGCGGAGCCGAGCUCAGGGGAUAUCUUGGAAGCGGCGCGGCACGUCAUCGAAAAUCCGGACGCGCUGAACCAGCAACAGCUGAAGCUCGCGACGAAAAAGGCGCAACCAAUGAUCGGGGCCUUAUUGAACAAACAGUGGAUGCGACUCGACCCCCUCUGGCAGCUGCAGUGCUACCAUUUUUACAGCUCUCUGCCCACGACGGACAAGAUCAAGCAGCUGAAACGGGAGAACAAAUGCACUGAAGAAGACCAGUGGAGAAAAGCGCACCGGUGGCGCAUGUUGACCUCCUGUGUCUACAAGUGCGUGAACAACGCGGAUUUCCGGUUGAACGACUUGCAGCAGUGCGGCAUCAUCGAAGCUCUGGCGCGGGAAACGCAGCUGCCCGGGGAAGGGGAGGCGCUGGCGCAAGAGUUCAACCGCUAUUAUAACAGGAAUAGUGCAGGGGGUGAUGCUGGUGAUCAUUAUGACCACCAGCAGUAUGCGACGAAAUCUAGGCAGUCUAUGUUCCGGAAGAUGAUGCAAUUCAGAAUCUCGCCGCAACAGGUAGCGGCAGGUGGUACGACGACGACUUAUGGAAACAAAGGUGGCGGCGCUGGUGCUGCAACUUCAGACCCGACGUCGAAAAAGGUCUACAACAUCAUCUCCAUUGAUGAUUUUUACAAGGCGGCUUGUUCCGCGUCCCGGCUCACCGACGCGUUUGAAGCGGGCGCCAAUCGGAGUCGCAUCCACAAAAUGAUGGCUUUGUCGGAGAAAGAGCUGAAGACGUCCAUGAAGUACUCCAUGCAGCAGCAGCAGUACAUUCACCAAACUUCUUCCAACAGCUACAACCCGAAGCACGAGUGCAAGUUCUUGUCAGACGGCGGAGCGUCCACGCCGGACCACGGCAAAGCUCUCUUCGACAGCGUGCAAAUCCUCACGUACGACGCCGAGUCUAACCGCGUGAAUUUAAACCCGAUUUUCGGCGACGCGCUGGGUGCGGGUUGCGACAACAACCUCCAGAUCAACAACUUCCAGGUGUUACGGCUCUAUAACAGCAGCUCUGCGCUGACAAAUGCCGCUGAUUCUUCCCUGCACCAAAACGAGAAACUGUUCGUCUCUUUCGUGUAUCAAAUGUAAAAAUGUCUGGGUCUGGAAACUUGUGAUGCAGGGUGGGGUCUCAUGAUGAGGCCACAAUUGCUGGCCCAGCAUGACAUGUUCCUGAGCUUCUACGUGUUGCCUAUUCUGCAUGACAAACUGCGUUUCUGCAUCACAGAAAAGUGGGGCUCUUGGGUAACGUGCAUGACAGAUUUAAGAGUCAUGCCAGACAAGCAUGACAAACAUGCAUUCUUCCAGACCCAGACAUUUUUGCAUUUGAUAUCGUGACGGUCCGCGACCAGGCCCCGCCGGAGGGGUGUGGGAUGUGGUAUUACGUCACUUACUAUCAAAUGCAGAUAUGUCUGAGUCUGGAUGAGAAUGGAAAUGUUUGUCAUGCGUUUUGUGAAUGACACAGAUGGUCUUUAAUGCGCGCAACAGCAUUACAGGUUUUGCGCAGGCCUUUUGAUGCCUGUUUCGCAUGAGAAAUUUCCUGCUUGCGUAGCAAAAGACGGGCAGCUUUUGGCGUUCAAGCAACACAAAUUCAUGGGUUGUCCAGACCAUGCAUCACAAGUUGGAACUCGUCUUCCAGACACAGACAUGUUUGCGGUUGAUACUUACGUCUGGGUGAUGCAGCACCGGCUAAUCCAGAAAUUCAUGAAGUGGGUGGGGCAAUCGCCGAUCCGCUGCUGUCCGCUGAGCUCGCGACAGCGGACGGUGAAUAACGUAUUUGUCUAUGGGCUGAGCGGGCUCUUGACGUUAGGAGAGAUCACCGGCAUUCUGUUCGGGCUGUACUUCAUGUUUCAAGAGUGCAUGCCCGAGGCAGAGGCCUUGGAGGCGUGGCUGAUCGUGAUUUACAUCGUGUCCGGUUUGGCGGUGUUGACCGGCAUCAUGGUGGUUUCCUUCUGUCUAGUCAGCCGAAGAGGCGGGAUGCACUCCAGUGACCCGGUGACCCAAAUGAUCGACGUGCUGUAUUCUGGUAGUCAGUUCGGCUUCAAAAUGGUCGCGAACUCGGAUGCGAUCGCCGCCGCAAUUCGCUUAACGCACAAGUACCACGGGAUGCAAAACAUGAUGGAUUCUCAUCUCUCGAUCGAGAACUCGGAGUUGCUCGGAAUCGAUCCCCGCAGGCCGAACCCGUAUUGGGUGGAAGCGAUCUUCAACCCAAUCACCGGCUUUUUCGAGUGCGAAUUCGAGUAUGACGGGAAAAUCUCCACGUUCGCCUUCUGGCCGACGCUAACGGGAUACAGUCUGCGAAACAUGGUUUCCACCGACGUGUUUCUGGCCAGGGAAGACAUGCUGGCAACACCUGUACACCAUCACGCACCUCACCAGCCGGCGAAGCAGAGCUCCCAGCUGGGAGCUGCACCUUCACAUCAGGCAGUGGGGACGAUGCCGCAUGCGCAACCGCAACAAGAAGGCCUUUCAACACAAAAACCCACGAGGCCGCACGACACCGAGAAACAGCAAAUCGACCAGGGUCAGCGAGAGAUGCCCACCAAGGAUCACGACGGAUAUAUUGUAGAGAACGACAAUUCCAUGGAGGCCAUGAUGGGGUAUUUCUUAGACAACCAGUAUGGAUUGCAAAUAUGUCUGGGUCUGGAAAGUUGGAACUUGUAUUGCUGCUCUUACAUUCCUGUGAAAUCUGUACUGCGUGACCAUAACAAAAGUCGCAGCCUCUACUCUUGUCAUACGCGAACGCAGCCUCUCAUGCGGACUGCGUAUGAGAACAAAACGUUCUGCAAACUUGUCAUGCUUUCCUGCAUAAGGAAGGGCUCUCUACUUGAUGCACAUUUUAGCAUCAGAAAUUUCCAGUAGACCCUGAAAUAUUUGCAUUUGAUAACCACGAGGACGAAGCGAUUCACACGGGGAAACAGAAGGUUGAAACCCUUAUGGUCGACGACCCAGAUCUCGCGAUGAAACACUUGAAAGCGGGCGGAGAUGAGGACUUCGCCUCACUAAACAACUUCGGUGCAGCUGGUGGUCUUGCUAUCAAUCCAACAGAGAUCAGUAGGUUCAACAUGCGGCGCAUGGCGAGUUCGAUGCGGUUCACGACGCAGCCAACGCGGGCCAUGACAACUAGGAGCUCGCUGGACAGAAAUAGUAACGGGUCUUCGGUUGAUGUACCAGCAUCUACCGCAGAUAAUAUGUUUCUCCCUGCAGUCCCAGAAGGGGAAUACGAAAGACCGCUGACCAUGCGAGGAGAUUCGACAAGACGAGAAAGCGCUGGGGGCUUACUGCAGUCUUCGCGCCGAGGAGGAGGAGGGUCUAUUUCUACUAGGAACUACCCUGCAAGAAGUAGGAGUGGCGCUACUUCUAGGUUUUCAUCUUCCUCAGGAGCCCUGCAAGAAGACGCUCUUUACGACCACGGGAAACGCCCGAAUCAGUCCUGGUUCCAGCACUUCUACUCCGCUCUGCAGGCCCGGAGCACCGCCAUCCAACUAGAGCAAGAGGCGGCGACUCCCGCGACCAUUACGGAUUACAGCUCCAACAGCAGCGAAUACUCCGCUUCGGGGGUCUUGGAAAGAGCGGGGUAUGGGCGGUUGUCGUCGUCUACAGCGACAGGUACUUCUGCUUCCAGCGCCGCAUCGGCCUCCGCCUCAGAGGCAGACUUUAACAGUAGGUCUUAUCAGAACUACCAGCAGAACUUCUACCCUUACUCCUCUCCUCUCAACGACGGGACCACGACCAGUUUCCGGCCGAGUUGGCACGACCAUUAUGAAACCGUAGAAGAAUACGAUGCGGAUCAGGGCUGGUAUAGUGAUGCGUAUGCAGCUGCCACUGGCACUGACUACGCUUACCCUUAUGACGCCGCCGCGGGGGGGUACGACGAAACCUAUCAUUACCAAGGCAGCGACAGAAGAAGUCCUUCCAGUAUGAACAGAAGAAACAAGGGUUUUUUCGCGGCUCUGUUCGAGAAAACCUGGGCGACAGUGGAGGAGUACACAAAUUUGACGGGAAGUAGAGGAACAGGAAGAACAAGGACAGGGGCGGCCUAUCAACGCGAUGAAUAUACUAAUCAGGACCUCCACCGCCAAAUAGCAGACCAAAAAUCUUCUUUUGUUGAUCCAGGUCAACAUCAUCAACACCAGCGGUACUAUAACACUUACGAGGACUACGGAUCCUAUGCAGAUGUCGAAGAGGAUGAAAGCGAGGAGCACAGCCCGUAUCAAAUGCAAAAAUGUCUUGGUCUGGAAGAUUGCGAGAUUUGUCAUGCUUGUCUGGCAUGACCAAAAAGUUUGUGAUGCAUGUCUAAGAAGAGACCCUUUUGCCUGUCACGCAAAAACGCAGUUUGUCACGCGAAAAACGCAACACAAAGAAGCGCAGAUAUUUCUCAUGCUUGGCUGUGCAUUACAGAGCAUUCACUAUUCCCAACGCAGCACUACAAGUUUCCAGACCCAGUCAUUUUUGCAUUUGAUAGCCCCUUUAUUUUCGCCACGGGCCAGAACGUCCGCUAUCUCGCAGCAGCCGGCGGUGGUGGAGCUGCCGCUGUCGAAAAACUUGCUGCAGGAGAAAAGAAGAGAGCUGCUCGCGCCGCCCCUGCAUCGCCGGUGGUCCCUCCGCCCGAGGAGGGUUCCGCCGGUGGUGCGUUGUCGAUCGUGGCAGGUGGGGGCGGAAGUAAAAAUGCCGUUGGAGCUGCUUCGGGUCAGGAGGGAGAAGACGCCCAUAACGUGACGCCGCCUGCACCACCGGGACAAAUACCUGCGAAUGCAGCUCCGAAGAAAAAGCUGAAAGCUUCCGGCAUCCGAAAGGGGACGAAAACGGAGGUGAGCCCUUACAGAUUAGCGGAAAGUAAUCAGCAGAUAUCAAAUGCAAAAAUGUCUGGGUCUGGAGGGUUGGAACUUGUGAUGCUAACUUUGGACUCUAAAAGCAUCUGCAUUGCAUGACCGGCAAGAGGAGUCUAGUUUGUGCUACGCAGGGAGGGCUGCAUUUGUCAUGCGGAGUAGGCAUCAAAGCCCUCUAAAAAUUUGUGAUGCUAGGCCGUGCAUUACACACAUCCGGGGUCAUACAAAAUAUGCAUGACAAACCCGGCAACAUUCGAGACCCAGACAUUUUUGCACUUGAUAGCAAAGUUCUUCUAUCAAUCCAAACCCGAACACGGCGCAGGGCGCGAAAGCAGCAAGCUAUGCAACUGUCAGGAUUGAAAUCGUCAAAGUUGAAAUAGUUUAUCAUGCAUAAAAUGCGACGCAGAAACUACCUGUCUUGCAGAGUAGGCAAGGAAGGCAGAUUGUAAGCCUGUUGCGGGGUAGAAAUAGAGCUGGUAAAGUAGCAUGACAAAAGGCGUCUUCCUGACCUAAACAGCAUGACAAACUGGGCUUCGGCUCUACUAAAAUUUGUCAUCCGCCGCUUGGAAAUUAGGCUUCCAACUGGUAUCGGUUUUAGGCAUUACAAGUUAUUUCGACUUUGUCGAUUUCAACUCUGACACAUCCAUACAAGCACGGUCAAGGCUAGUACUAAAACUGUGGCACGGGGGCGGGCGAAGAAGAAGGGCGGGGUGAAGGGCGCUACUCCGUCAAUGUUGAGCAACAACAGUAGAAACGUCGAACAGUCGAACUAUAGUAACUUAUCCGACCACUCCGAUGUUGCGAGUCAACCGUCUACUGGGGGCAACGACCGAAACGCCCGGUCCCUGUCACAAAAGAGCAGCUCUUCUAGUCAGGAAGAGGAGGGACAGGCUAAGAAGAAAAAUGCUUCUCAUAGUAGUAGAGCUGCGCCGGGGGCGGUUGAGAAUAAAACUUCGCAGGCUUCCACUUCUUCCCAGCAACAGCAGUCUGCUUCUCGCGGUCACUCAACUGCGAAGGAGGUGAUGAAUAACAUUCAGGAACGGCGGGAGAAUUUGGAAGCCCGGUCCCAGUUCAACCCGUUGAAAGCCAAAGCAAGUCAGAAGUACACCGCAAAAGCGGUGACCGCGAUCAUUUUCGUCUCCGGGUUCGCAGACCACAACGGCGCGGUGCAAGAGGGAUUGGACAUGUUCUGGCACCUGUUCCGGUUGAAACAGUCGUUGGAGUACUUGUAUCCGGACCACAAGCAUUUGAUCUACGUGAGGAUAUCAACUGUAAAAGUGUCUGGGUCUGGAAGGAUGUCACUUGUGAUGCGCAUUUCAGAACACAGAAAAAUCUCUCAUGCAUAGGUAGCAAAAGCUGCCUAGUUUCUGUCACCAAACUGGGGCGACAUUUGUCAUGCGGAUUUGGCAUUGCGGAAGCUUCUCGAAACCUGUGAUGCUAGAGCUUCCAUGCCAGACCUUCUCUGUCAUGCAAAAAUAGCAUGACUCUUCCAGACCCAGACAUUUUUGCAUUUGAUAGAGGAGGUUUGAGAACCACUUCGACAUUGUGGAUUUCUUCGAUUUAUGCAUUGCAAAAGCUUAUCAUACUAGUUCAAAUUCCAUUACAAAUUUGCUCAGCAUGACAAAGGAAUUUGCAGUGCUGUUUUGGCUUUACAAGGGAGAUUUGUCAUGCCUAGCUGCAAUUUGUAGUACGACUACGAGUCUGAAGAUACUUUUGCAAUGCAUACGAUUUCCAGAGAACGGGGAUGAAGGUCUUGAAGAACCUCGUGUGGUUCGAGCUGCGGAUGCACGGGCACCCAGACAUAUGAAAUGGCACAGCUUUCGUCCCUCCCCCUCAACAUUUGUCAUGCAAAAUACCCAAAAAUCCACCCUUUGCCUCUUGGCACUGUUUGCAUCACAAGUUCUGGUAGCUGCCCAAAUAGCACUACACUCCAGCGCAUCAAAUUUGUCAUGCAAAACCGGCUUUACUUUGUUUUGUUUCCUUAAUUACUUAAUACAUACAUACAAAUGAUGAUGAUGAUGCUUAAGUUAUGGCUGAUUCUUAUUGUUUUAUUUUUCAUUAAGAGGCCUUCCUCGCCACCCGGACGUCCUGCCGGUAGACCACCAAUGUCAUGCAAAACCGGCAUUCUUGCUGAUGCUUGUAUUGCUGUCCAUGCAGUAUACAAAUGAGGGGGAGAGAUAGUUGUGCACUCUCAUAAGAUAUGAUGAAAACGAGUCGGGUGUUGGAAUUAGAGGAUAUGAUUAUCCCCUUCGAAAUGAGCCGCAACGCGGUGAGAGCCCCUUUGGGUAUCCUCUGCAAAAGUAUCGUACUCGUAUUGCAAUCGUGCAUUACAAAUUUUUUUAUCUAGGUAAAUCAGCAUUACAAAUUUACUUUCUCAUGCCUGGGAAAUUUGUCAUGCAUCUAUACAAGUACGAUGCUUUUGCAUUGCAUAUUGGGCGGCUUACCGCAGUGCUGCCAACGGUGUUGCGCCCCCCGGAAGCCGAAACCCGCGAUAUCCAAGGCCAAGCCGCAGGGCGGGGCCGGAGCCGCGCCCAUGUUCCACCACGGGCCGAAAAUGGCGAAUUUUUUGCGGAAGAUGGACGCCAUGGACUUGUACGAAAGCAAGAAAGACGACGCUACGGGGACAAAACUCCAAAUAGAGGAAAAAAGACAUAACAAGGGUGUAGUAGGCGAUAGAAAGAGCUCGAGAACAGACCGUUGGUCGGUGUCCGACCAUAUAAGGCACUCGUUGACUGGCUUAACCCCGGAAGAGGCGGCGCGGAGGGAAAAGGAGAACUUUGUAAAUCGGAAAAUUGAUAAAAAUUGGCAGCCCGAGGUGAAAACCUACACGUGGUGCUGUUGUCUGAAAGGGAGAAACAGACGCUACCACCCCUUCGCCGAAGCCUUGGCGGAACAGCAAAUCGCAAUUCCGACCAUGCAAAAGCAACACAGCUACCGGAUAGAAGAGUCGGUGGUUUACAGGUUGCAUUCGUCCAUCCUCAACGGCAGAACAUCCGAUUUCGCGCCGGACAGAGACACGAGGUCAACGAUGAACCCGAAUUACAAUUCCGCGCCAAGUGUAAUGCAGCAACAGCAACACGAGGGCAAACAGGCUUUCGACAACCGGCAUGCGGACGUGAUUGACCCGACGAGUGAGGCGUUUGAAUCGGACGAAUUCUGGUUCGUCCGAGUUGUUAUGAAAUGCAAAAGCCUCGUUCUAGUAGUAAUCGCAUUACAAAUUUGCUCAGCAUGACCAAUGGCAUUUCUGAUGCUGCUUUACCUUGAAAAAAGAGAUUUGUCAUGCAUAAAUGCGAUUACUACGAGUGCGAUACUUUUGCACAGGAUAGGUGUGAUUCUCCUGUCCAAAUGUAGCAGCCCCGACUACCCGCUGACCAUCUACAACAUGAGUUGCGAGGUGGGAAAAGACCCCCAGAACGGGAUCGCGAUGAACAUGAUGAAAUUGUUCCAGUCGCUAAAUAAAGUGAAGAAAGUUCCCAUCCAAAUGUUCGCCGCCCGGGAGUCUAUCGCACCGAGAAUGCCAACAGAUUUACCCGUUCCCGUUUUAGAAUUCGAAACGGGAUUAGAUGACGGGAGCGAAGAACUACGGGCGAGCCAAAUCGCCGCGGCGAAUUAUAUGAACGCUAGGGCAACUGCUGGGGGAGGGGGUCCUCAAGGUGGUCAACGGCCUGCUCCGACUGCAGUGCACAAAAACCCCUACAAAUUCGUGGUGAAAAAUGCGUUCGCGAGGAAUCCGAAGCAGAUCAAGAAAAACAUCAAGACUUUGAGUGGAAUGAAUGUUGCUAACGGGCAGGCAAGCAAUGGUGCUAGUAAUCCUUCCUCGCGCAGCAUCUACGAGCGGUUUACGAAUUACGAGUCCAUCGAUGCAGACGUGAAGGAUUUUGACUACUUGUUGACUCGGUACUUGUAUCAACUGCAAAUAUGUCUGGGUCUGGGAGAACGGAACUUGUGAUGCUGCAUCUGGAUUGCAAAAAAUCUGUAUUGCAGGAGCAGCAGAGUGAAUGUAUUUUUUGCUGCGCGGACAGGGCAUUUGUCAUGCGGAAUAGGUAUCAAGAAGCCUUCAAAAAAUCUGUGAUGCUAGGGCAUGCAUCACAGACAUCGUGGCUCAUGCAAAACGUGCGUGACAAGUCUCGGAAUUUUCUAGACCCAGACGUAUUUGCGAUGGAUAACUUGAUCAACGAUCAGAAUGAGAUGGACUACCAUUACUGCCGGCAUUAUCAACUGCAAAAAUGUCUGGGUCUGGAAGACUCAUGCUGUUUUUGCAUGACACAGAAGGUCUGGCAUGGAAGCUCUAGCAUCACAGGUUUCGAGAAGCCUCCGCCAUGCCGAAUCCGCAUGACAAAUCCCCCAUUUUGUUGACAGAAAGCGGGCAGCUUUUGCUACCUAUGCAUGACAGAUUUUUCUGUGUUCUGAGAUGCGCAUCACAAGUUCUGACUCUUCCAGACCCAGACACUUUUGCAAUCCAUAGGCAUGUGGAAGUCGUCCCGACGUAGAGGUAGAAGACGACCGCGUGCUCCUGGUGGUGAUCGAAAUAGCAAAUUCAUGUUCGGAAGUAGAACAGAACUUUCACGACCUGGAACAACUCCACAUGGGCGACAAGAAAAAUCGAAUUGGGUACCAUAGCAGUACAAGAAGAAGAAGAAGAAGAAGUAGAACGCGACAUAAUAAAUUUUCUCACUCUAGUACUGUAAACACGCAGGAGAAGUAUACCGCAAUCUAAAUCUUCGCAACAUAGUAAAACCAAAGGAAAAGCGCUUCUGACGAUUGCGCAUGAACAAUUAUCUCGUCCCUAAUUAUCGUUUAUGUACAAUUCAUUUCGAGAAGAUAUCUUAUACGCACAGAAGACACACACAUACUUACACAUUUUUUCAGUUUUAUCGAGAUUGUGCGUCAGCACGUCUUGUUUGAACAUGUAGCGACCU